AGAAGAUGGUUGAGAGGGAAAAAGGUAAGAAGAUCUUUAUGCAGAGGUGUGCACAGUGUCACACUGUUGAAUUAAACGGCAAGCACAAAACUGGACCAAAUCUAAAUGGCCUCUUCGGCCGCCAAACUGGUCAGGCUUCUGGCUAUAUUUACACUUAUGCCAACAAGGCCAAGAGUAUCACGUGGGACAAAGAUAAUCUGGAUAUCUACUUGACCAACCCCAAGAAAUUUAUUCCAGGCACAAAGAUGGUGUUCGUUGGUCUUAAGAAGAAGAAUGAGCGUGCAGACUUGAUUGCUUACCUGGAAACCUCCACCAAGUAGA
Procambarus clarkii (red swamp crayfish) is the source of this 321-nucleotide messenger RNA. The record is from RefSeq and is a predicted model, not a curated record. Lineage: Eukaryota; Metazoa; Arthropoda; Malacostraca; Decapoda; Cambaridae.